AUGACACAGCCAGUUCGGGCUUCCGGUGUAGAUGUUCAACCAGCGGACGACUGGGCUGGACUCACAGACACUGCCGAGCGUCGACGAAGGCAGAACCGAAUCAACCAGAGAGCGUUUCGGAGAAGGCAGCGAUUAUUAGCUGACAAGGACGUCCAUUCAAAAAGCGUCACAUUGUCUACAACCCCAGCCAGCAUAGCCCCUUCCAAGUGCAAUGUCAUUAUGGACCAAAAGCAAAAUCUUCUUCGAUGCGUCCCCCCAGACGUCGUGCAACGACUCCUCAGUCAAUUCUAUCAAAGUUAUAUGUUGGGAUCUCCUACCUCCGACCAUCUCAUGGCGCUGACUAAGGUCAAUGUUUUCCGCGCCUUUGGCCACAAUCUGCAAUCAAUAGGCUGGCCGUUGGAUAGAAUGGAUGACGAUGCGAUCUCGCUAUUUGACUGUGCCACAUCAUCCCUGGAUAGAUUUUUUCCUCUACCCCAGAUGCGUGACAAUAUGAUCCAGGCAGGCGAUGGCUGGGAUGAUACACAACUUUGUCACGACAUCAUGGGAUUCUGGGACUCCUCAGCCCCAGAAGCGGGUCUUUUAGUAUGGGGAGAGCCAUGGGAUGUGAGAAACUGGGAGAUGACGGAGGCUUUCUUGAAAAAAUGGCAAUGGGUCGUGAGAGGCUGUACGGAGCUUAUGAUCGCGACUAAUGCAUGGCGCAUGAAACGUGGAGAAAAGCUCAUAUUUCGCUAUCUGUAG
Molecule: messenger RNA, 738 nt
Organism: Penicillium macrosclerotiorum
Lineage: Eukaryota; Fungi; Ascomycota; Eurotiomycetes; Eurotiales; Aspergillaceae
Exons: 3
Coding region: 1-738 (245 amino acids)
Source: RefSeq, a predicted model, not a curated record